UCCGUAAGAGCCCGUGUUAAAAUUUCAGUAUUUUGAAAACGUUUUUCAUAAAAUUGGGGUGGUCAAUGUUACUCAGAUUCCCUCAUAUGAUUUGCAGUCAAUCAAAGAACAAUCAGGUCUCACGCAAGAAUAACUAAAUAAAUAUUUGUCGAAUAUUUAUCAAAAGAUGGGAUUAAUAUUACACAUUUUCAUAAUUCAAUUAUCAUUUACAAUGAUAACUGUAAUAAAUUCGAAUCUGAUAUCAGAUACUCCCUUAAGAGAUAACGUGAAUGAUAAAGAAAAAUUAUUCGAAGUUCACGAAUUAUUUAAUAGAACACGGAGAACAGUUGUGACAACUAAAAAAGAGCAUCUUUGGAAUGGAGCUAUUAUUCCUUAUGUAAUUGAGGAUAUUUUUACUGGACUACAACAUAGAUUGAUAAAACAAGCAAUGCGUAUAUGGGAGGAAUCAACUUGCAUCACAUUUGUUGAAAGAAUCCCAAAUAUUCAUUCUAAAUAUAUCACGAUCACUAAAUUAAACUGCGGAUGUUGUUUCUUGUUGAAACCAUCAGUAAGAAAUGGUGGAUUUUUGAGUUUAAUAAAUAGUUGUGAUAAACUACCGAUCGUUCUACAUGAAUUAGGACAUGUAAUUGGUUUUGAACAUGAACAUAAUCGACCAGACCGUGAUGAUUAUCUUGAAAUAAUUAAUGAAAACAUAAUGAAAGGUUAUGAAGAUGAGUUUAAAAAACAAUCACCUCACGAAGUAGAAACAUUUAAUCAAACUUACGAUUAUCAUUCAGUCAUGCACUACCCUUCGGAUUCAUUUUCAAUUUCGUGGCCUUUUGAGACAUUGAUACCUAAGCAAGGAAUGCAAAAUGAGGUUCAAUUCAUGGGUGCCCAAAUAAAACUUAGUGAAGGUGAUAUAGCGACUACAAAUCUUCUAUACAACUGUCCCAAAUGUGGUGAGACCUUCUAUAAACCUACCGGCUCUUUUUAUUUUUCAAUGAAUUCGACUCGUUUGUUGAUGAAACCUACACAUUGCGAAUGGAGAAUUAGAGCUGCUCAAGGUGAAAGAGUUGAACUCGUAAUUACAUCAUUGAGUAUUUAUGAGACUCCUAAGUGCGCAGUCGAUUAUUUGGAAAUAAGAAAUGGUUACUCAUACAAUAACUCCGUCUUAGCUCGUUACUGUGGGGAUGUUAAUGUAGCUACUCUAACCGCCAGUAAUAUUUUGUCCGUGGCAUAUGUCAAAAUGAGUCAAAACAUUUCUAACAGUGGUUUCAAAGCAUAUUAUAGGACUAUUUGCGGUGGAACUGUUAAUAUUAAAACAAAUACUCCUUACAAAAUAGAAUCAACAAACUAUCCAGAUGCGUAUCCACCCAAUCAAAGAUGCAGUUGGCAUUUUACUGCUCCAGAUAAUCAUCGCAUAGCAUUAAGAGUUCACUUUUUUGAACUGGAAAUGAGUGACAAUUGUAUGAAUGAUUUUCUUAUGAUAAAAGCUGGCACUGAAUACAGUUCACCGAUUAUUCGAUUGGAAUGUGGAUCACAAGACUCUUGGCAAGUUAAUUCAACUGGUCCUGAAUUGUCAGUCAUAUUUUCCAGUGACAAGCUGAUUGAAUAUGCAGGAUUUUCAGCUACUUUAUAUGCAAUACCUUUAAAUAAUUGAUCGACUGAUCUAUAUUUGUCAGGCGUUCUCUCAAUUCAACCGAGGAAAAUUUCAUUGAUUGUACAUUAAAAAUUCACUGAUUUAUAGUGAAACUUACGCUCUGACAAAUAGAAGUUUCAUGUGUGCCAAAUAUAAAUGUAAUGCAUACUAUAUAGGGCUCAUUUCUAUGCCAUAAAAUACUACGUUCGGAGAUAUUGAGUUCCAAACUAGCAUAUUAUAAUGAUUAAGUAUAAUUUCCAAUUAGCUAUAAUACUAGGAUCACGGAGAUAAUUUCUUAAUGAACGUUAUACUCAGUAAUUUGGAGUAGUCCUGAGCCAUUCCAAAUUCUUAUAAGAAAUUGUUGUCUUGUAUUUUAAUUUCCAAUUAUUUUUGUUGGAAUUGUUUGUAACUUAAAUGAAAUUCCCGAUGAAAAAAGAUUUUAUACAAUUGUAUAAAAUUAUAUACAAAAAAUGGC
This is a messenger RNA of Microplitis mediator, 2093 nucleotides long. RefSeq names its product protein tolkin-like. Gene Ontology annotation, molecular function: metalloendopeptidase activity; zinc ion binding. The transcript is spliced from 6 exons. Gene Ontology annotation, biological process: proteolysis. The record is from RefSeq and is a predicted model, not a curated record. NCBI's taxonomy places the organism in Eukaryota, Metazoa, Arthropoda, Insecta, Hymenoptera, Braconidae. Bases 167 to 1639 code for a protein of 490 amino acids.